Molecule: messenger RNA, 1169 nt
Organism: Hyla sarda
Lineage: Eukaryota; Metazoa; Chordata; Amphibia; Anura; Hylidae
Gene: NRM
Product: nurim
Exons: 2
Coding region: 181-1041 (286 amino acids)
Cellular component (GO): nuclear membrane
Source: RefSeq, a predicted model, not a curated record
UGCAUUGUGGGAGGAAGAAGCCUCAUUUUGCAGAGUGAUUUGGGCGGGAGAGGCAGACGCCUCCAUCUUUUCUCUGUUCCGCCCGCCCUCUAUAUAUCUCCAGUAGGGGGAGGGAUUUCCGGCGCGGAUAACCCAGAUGAAGCCUGGCCGGGUGCUUUGGCGUCCACAGAGAUUCUGAAGAUGUCGGCAGGAGCUGAAGCCGCUUAUUCCGGUUCCCAGGUGCCGUCGAAGCUGACGUGUCUGUCCCUGGGAGUGGUCUCUGUCCUCUGCUUCGUGGCAGGUUUCGGCACCGGGGUUGAGUUUGUGCGCUUCCUGUCUUUCGGCACCAUAUUUAAGGAGGCCAGCGGAGGAGGAGCGGAGGAUGAGCCCCCUGUAUCGUGGCGAGACGCCAUCGGAGACGCCUCCUUCCUGCGUUCUCUUGGGAUAAACGUUGCGUUGCUGGUAUUAUUCGUCAUCCAGCAUAGCCUCAUGGCCUGGCCUGCGGUGAAGGACGUAGUGGGGAAGGUGUUUGGGGUCCUGCAGAGGUCCGCGUACAUCCUGUGCACCGCGGCAUCCCUGCAGAUCAUGAUGCGGUACUGGCAGCCCUUCCCCCGCGGACCCCAUCUCUGGAACGUCUCCACGGCCCCCUGGAGCGCUUGGCUCCCCCUGCUGUGCGCACUUCUCCAUACCAUAUCGUGGCUCCUUAUAUUCAGCGUCCUGCUGAUCUUCGACUAUGCAGAACUGAUGGGGGUCAAGCAGGUCUAUUACCAUUGCUUAGGAAUGGGGGACCCCCUGUCUCACAAGUCGCCCCGCGCUGCCCGCCUGUACGCCCACCUCCGCCACCCCAUCUACCUGGAGCUCCUGGUCAUCCUCUGGGCCGUGCCGUCUCUCGGUCCUGACCGUCUGAUCCUCGCCACCGCCCUGACCCUCUACCUGACCCUUGUCCACCGCCUGGACGUGCAGGAUUACAGCUACCUCCGCUCCCAGCUGGAGAAGAAGUUCACGCUCUUCUCGCGAGAGGAAUUGAGCUCCGAAUAUAGCGCCUUAUGGAAAAAAGACUGAACCGGGAGUGCGGGGCUCAAGGAGAAGGCUCGAGAGCGGCGGUCUCCAAACUGUGGACCUCCAGCUAUUGCGGAAUUACAUCUCCGGGCCUGCUGGGAGUUGUAGUCUUGCAACAUCUGUAGGUCCAC